This is a messenger RNA of Trypanosoma theileri, 2007 nucleotides long. RefSeq lists its product as uncharacterized. NCBI's taxonomy places the organism in Eukaryota, Euglenozoa, Kinetoplastea, Trypanosomatida, Trypanosomatidae. The transcript has a single exon. The coding region runs from base 1 to 2007 and encodes 668 amino acids. The record is from RefSeq and is a predicted model, not a curated record.
AUGCGAGGACUCCGCCGACUCCCGUCGCUGCUGCUGCCGUCGGCGGCCCGCCGUUUUCUCACGCCCGGCGAGGACGACGCGCUGUGGGCGAACAUGCGCCUCGUGCUGCGCCGUCACGGGGCCCUGCCGCUGCCGCGGGUGAGUGCGCUGCUGAGCGACGAGGUGCUCGAGUUGAUGCCGGCCGUCGCCGGGGGGCUGCGGCGGUACGUCCUCGACCGGCCCGCCCGCUUCGCCGUCGCCGUCCUCCCCGGCGGCGUGACGGUCGUCAUGUUGGCGGCCGAACUGCGCCGCGCCGGGGAGAACGCCGGCACCAUCGCCCACGUCUUGGCCAACAUCGCCGUCGCCCCACAGCAGCAGAUGAGCAUUGCGCAGCUCUUCCGCGCCAUCCCAACACUGGAGCAGCGAAAGUUGGGGAGUGAACGGCGGUUGGAGGCACUGCUGCUGCAACAUCCAUCGCUCGUCACAGUUCACGACGGUAUCGUGCGGGCUGCUCCCACAACGUAUAUGUCACGAAAAGGUAUUUUGUCUCCACCACCAGCACCACCGCCACCCUCAUCACUCUUAGGGCAACAACAACAGCAACAACAACAUCAGGGACGUAUAGGGAGGGAGGUAAAGUCUCUGCCAGAGGCACCAUCUAUUGUAGGCUCUCUCACAGAUGAUCCAAAACUCAAUAAAUUACUUAUUCUUCUUCAAAAAACAGUUCCUUUUUCUCAUUAUAUUCCUUUACGUUCUUUGUUACGAAUGUCACGAAGUUCCAUGUGUUUCUCCCCUGGAAUGCCCGUAGAGGAGAUUUUAUCAGAGUUACAACGGGUACCAGCAACAUCGUUAGACUGUCGUGUUAUUGGAGAAGAAAUGGAUGAUGUGUUUUUACGUAUGGUAGACGCUGAACGUCGUAUUUUUGUAAAUGAUGAAUCUACGAUUGAUAUAAAAUAUUCAGUCCUGCGACUCGGACCAUUGUUGCUAAAUGCAUUCCGCGUUUACGCUGCUGAAAGUCCAGAAAAUAGACGUAAAUUACAAUCUGGAAUUGCUAUGGCAGAUCUUAAAGAUAUUUUACCAUCUGAUCUUAUGAAACAAUUAUACCUAUAUGAAACGAAACAAAAGGAUGCGGCAUGUAUUUUCAUUUUUGAUCGUCUUCGUCACUUGUUUGAUGUUAACAUGAAUGCUUAUAUGGUGCGUCCAUGGGAGGUGCUAGGGGAAGAUGGACAACCUUCUAGUUUAACUUGGCAGACUACACCAGUACCUGUUGUACUGCGACACAGUCUUACAGCACUAGCUGAAAAACCACUUUCCCCAGAAAAAUUUUUAGCUUCAUUACCUAAAAAUUCUCGAGAACAAAUGCAGUUGGCUUAUCCUACAGUGGAGGCCUUUGUAGCUAAUCACUCGUUGUACUUGCUUCUAAAAGAUGGUCUUGUAUGGACACCUUACCUUGCGGCAGCUUCUCAAGGAGCGCGUGUUCCCUCCGCUGGUCGUACCAUCGUUUCUGGGCGUCACUUAACUGAAUCUGCUAAGGCGCAAAUGUUGAUGGAAGCGUUACCAAAGGAUCACCCUGUGGAGUGGAACCGUUUUCGUGGACAUUCCACAGUGCGAGAUCUGCCGUUUUCUGUUUUUAGUAUUAAACCAGAUUUCUUUGAUAAACAUCGUGAAUAUUUUCGAGUCUACGAAGUCUUGGGUUGCCAUAAAUUAAUUGUGGGUCGUAGGGAUGGCAAUCCUCCACCAGCGCAUUAUCUUCAUUCACCAUGUAACUCCUUGGCGGAUCUCGUACGACAGAUGGCACUUUUCUCUAUUGGUGGAGCACAAGAAUCAAGUAUAAUGAAUCUUCUCUCCAAAGAGGCUCGUUUAAUGGUACGUCGAUAUGGUACAUUGGAACAAAUUGCACGACAACUACCUAUGUGGUUUCAUGUUCAGAAUGAACGACAAGAACAGGGAAGUGCUAUUAUUUCUUACAUUGUCACAGAUACGCCUUCACAUGAAGCACACGAUAAACCACAGCGUGGGGAAGAGUAA